This is a messenger RNA of Branchiostoma floridae (Florida lancelet), 2590 nucleotides long. Its product is annotated as tripartite motif-containing protein 2-like. Gene Ontology annotation, cellular component: chromatin; nucleoplasm. Gene Ontology annotation, biological process: positive regulation of DNA-templated transcription. Gene Ontology annotation, molecular function: ubiquitin-protein transferase activity; zinc ion binding; protein binding. The transcript is spliced from 5 exons. The record is from RefSeq and is a predicted model, not a curated record. Bases 47 to 2590 code for a protein of 847 amino acids. NCBI's taxonomy places the organism in Eukaryota, Metazoa, Chordata, Leptocardii, Amphioxiformes, Branchiostomatidae.
CGCACCAUUCCGCAAUAAGCGUCUUUCUGACAACGUAGCAAACACAAUGGCGAGUAAAUUUCCAGCAUCUGACGACUUCGACGAGCAGUUCCUGACGUGCUCAAUCUGCAUGAGGUACUUUCAGGACCCCAGAGUCCUGCCAUGUCUGCAUACAUUCUGUAGGGAGUGUCUGAAAGAAUGGGCCACCAAACAACAGCCGCUGGAGUGUCCAACCUGCCGCACACAGGUCAGUCUGCCAGACCAAGGUGUGGACGGACUCAGGACCAACUUCUACGUCAACAACCUGCUGGACUUCGCGGCGGCCAAGAAAGGAGCGGAGCCCGGUGUGCCAUGUCAGGUGUGUGAGGGGAACGUAGAGGGGUCUAAGUCUUGGUGUGCGGAUUGCGCCAUUUUAAUGUGUGAGUCUUGUACUAUGUUACACCGUAAGUUUCCAUAUGCGAAAGAUCACGAAGUCACUACGGAAGAAACCCUAAAGGCAGAGGAGGGUAGGAGCAAAUUCCAUCGCAAACGACACUGCGACAAACAUAAGAACCAAGAACUGGUCUUCUACUGUGAGAGCUGUAGCGCUUUGGUUUGUACAGCGUGUACUGUUGUCGACCAUCGGCCUGGUAAAGAUCACAACCCGGUAGAAAUCACCACCGUCGCUCAGAGAAGAAAAGAGAAGUUACAAAGUCUCCUGCAAGACAUAGACCCACGUCUGAAAGAAAUUCAGGCAUCAGUUAAGGAAGUUGAAAGGAAGUUGUUAAACUUAGCACCCUCUAAAGAAGCAGCUACAGACCAAGCCAAGGCGUAUUUCCGCCAACUUACGGACCUACUGAAAAAGCGUGAAAAGGAGAUUUUGAGCCACAUUGACGAACAAUGCCGGGCCGAUGGCAAGGCUCUACAGACAAAGAAGGAAGCGAUCGAGUUUGAGUUGGCCGGACUGACGAGCGCACAGACGUUCUGUCAACAAGCUGUAGAACACGGAAGUGACGUACACAUUCUGGAGGUGGGAAACCAAGUCCAAACAAGGGUAGAAACUCUGCUGGCGAAACAACUGGACCUGGAGUCCGACUGGAGCGAGUUUCAGUUCGUCGAGAACACGGCUGUCUCGGACUUUGAGAAAGAAGUUCAAGGCUUGGGUGGCGUCAACACUAAUGUCGAUGUUUCGAAGUGCGAAGUUGCUAUAAAGCCAGCAGUUCAGGGAUGUCAGUGUAUCGCUGAACUGACGACAAUGGACCAAGAGGGCCGUCCUUGUGUUACGAACAGUAAAGCCGUCACAGCUGACAUGAAGGACCCGUCUGGGAUGGACGUCCCGACACAGGUACAGAUAAAGAGUUGGGGCAAGUUGGAAAUUUCGUACGUUCCCAAGGUCACGGGUGACCACAGGUUAGAGGUCAAGGUCAACUCACAACAAGUGCCAGGAUGUCCGUUUGAGUUUGAUGUAAAGGAGAACCCCGUGUUGGCUAGCCUGACUAAAAUCGCGCUCGUAGGGGCCGGCCCUAGGAGACUCCUAGGAGAGGAGGUCAUUAAGCCCAGCCAGCGAGAGCUUGUCGGGGUGGGGGAACUGGACGGACCGGUAGGGGUCGCCGUUGACAAGGACGGCAAUAUCGCAGUGGUGGAACAGGGGAACAAGCGGGUUCAGAUAUUCGAUGCCGACACAGUUCUGAAGGACGGCCUCAUUGUGGUGGUGCACCGUCCUAAGCAGAAGUCGUGUCUCCUCCUGCAGCCUGACGGGAGCCUCAUCCGGGAGAUCGGCAAGGGGCAGCUACAGAGACCGCUGUUCGUAUCCGUAGACGAGUCACGUGAUGUUAUGUACGUCACAGACAAGAGCGCUCACAAAGUAUUCGCCUUUGACCUUGACGGAAACCUAAAGUUCGAUUUUGGAAGCGAAGGGCAGAAUGAUGGUGAAUUUCAAAAUCCAGAAGGAGUUACAGUAGACCAGGCAGGUAACAUUAUUGUGAGUAACGCAGGUAACGGUCGUGUGCAGGUGUUCGGGCCAGACGGAACUUUCAAAAGGAAACACCGCAACAUGGCGAGUAACAUGCCAGACGACUUUGACGAUCAGUUCCUGACAUGCCCGGUAUGUAUGCUGCACUUCCGGGACCCCAGAGUCCUGCCAUGUCUGCACACAUUCUGUAGGGAGUGUCUGAAAGAAUGGGCCACCAAACAACAGCCCCUGGAGUGUCCAACCUGCCGCACACAACCUGACGGGAGUCUUAUCCGGGAGAUCGGCAAGGGGCAGCUAGAGACGCCAGUGUGUGUCACGGUAGAUGAGUCACGUGAUGUGAUGUUCGUGACAGACGACAGCGCACACAAAGUAUUCGCGUUUGACCUUGACGGAAACCAAAUGUUCGAUUUUGGCAAGGAAGGACAGAAUGUUGGGGAGUUCAAAAGUCCAGAAGGUGUCACAUUAGACACGGCAGGUAACAUUAUUGUCGUGAGCCAAGGAGACGGCCGUCUGCAGAUGUUCGGGCCAGACGGGACUUUCAAACGGACUGUGGCAACUGUUAAGGGCGGAAACCCUCAUGGAAUCGGACUUACCCCUGACGGCUACAUAGCAGUAGCAUGUUUCGCGGGACAUCGAAUAGAACGGUACAGGUACAUGUGA